Strongylocentrotus purpuratus (purple sea urchin) is the source of this 1780-nucleotide messenger RNA. Its product is annotated as low-density lipoprotein receptor-related protein 12-like. Lineage: Eukaryota; Metazoa; Echinodermata; Echinoidea; Camarodonta; Strongylocentrotidae. The record is from RefSeq and is a predicted model, not a curated record. The coding region runs from base 593 to 1780 and encodes 395 amino acids. The transcript has 14 exons. Gene Ontology annotation, molecular function: protein binding.
GGCAUUAACUGUAUAAGUGCACUUUAUUCCAGCAACCCCCCCAGCAAACUCGUCCUGCUUCGAGUGUGCAUCUGACUAUGAAUGUGUGUAUGAUCCAAGCUGGGUUUGCGAUGGUGACUAUGAUUGCUUUUACGGAGAGGAUGAAUUGAACUGCACAGCAACCCCCCCAGCAAACUCGUCCUGCUUCGAGUGUGCAUCUGACUAUGAAUGUGUGUAUGAUCCAGGCUGGGCUUGCGAUGGUGACUAUGAUUGCUUUAACGGAGAGGAUGAAUUGAACUGCACAGGUACUACUACGGCUAGUCCAACCAAUGACACGAUUUCAGUUUCAGCGGUUAACCUGACUGUUGGAGAAACGCGGUCAAUUUCAUCACCAAACUAUCCUCAUGAGUAUCCAAACAACGCCUAUUAUACUUGGUACAUCACGGCUCCAUCAAACUACUCUGUGAUCAUCACAUUCAUAGCAUUUAAUCUGGAAUCUUGCUGUGACCAUCUGAGCAUAGGGAAUGGUCAUACACCUGGGAACUUGGCGGUAAAAACUUUCUCAGGACAAGAUAUACCAGCUUCUUUGAGAUUGUACAGUUCUAAUAGUUGGAUGCGAUUCACCAGUGACGGUUCAGUCACGCAUCAGGGAUUCCAACUGCAGCUAACAGUGAUCCCUAGAUCUUUAGCGACCCUCCCAGCAAACUCAUCCUGCUUCGAGUGUGCAUCUAACUUUGAAUGUGUGUAUGAUCCAAGCUGGGUUUGCGAUGGUGACUAUGAUUGCUUUAACGGAAAGGAUGAAUUGAACUGCACAGCAACCCCCCCAGCAAACUCGUCCUGCUUCGAGUGUGCAUCUGACUAUGAAUGUGUGUAUGAUCCAAGCUGGGUUUGCGAUGGUGACUAUGAUUGCUUUUACGGAGAGGAUGAAUUGAACUGCACAGGUACUACAACCAAUGACACGAUUUCAGUUUCAGCAGUUAACCUGACUGUUGGAGAAACGUGGUCAAUUUCAUCACCAAACUAUCCUCAUGAGUAUCCAAACAACGCCUAUUAUACUUGGUACAUCACAGCUCCAUCAAACUACUCUGUGAUCAUCACAUUCAUAGCAUUUAAUCUGGAAUCUUGCUGUGACCAUCUGAGCAUAGGGAAUGUUCAUACACCUGGGAACUUGAUGGUAAAAACUUUCUCAGGACAAGAUAUACCAGCGUCUUUGAGAUUGUACAGUUCUAACAGUUGGAUGCGAUUCACCAGUGACGGUUCAGUCACGCAUCAGGGAUUCCAACUGCAGCUAACAGUGAUCCCUAGAUCUCUAGGGUGCGGCAAUGACUCUUUCACAUGUAUCAACAACAAUUGCGUUCUGAAUUCUCUAACUUGUGACGGUUACAAUGAUUGUGGUGACUUUUCUGAUGAGGAGUAUUGUCCACCCUGUGUUCCUCUAGAGAAUAUAGGUGAAUGUGGACAAUUACCGUAUGACAGAACAUACUUCUCGAAUCAGUAUUCUCCAAAUUCUCCUCAGGCAGUUCUUUCUUACAAUUUUAUUAUACACAGUUUACAAGGUUGUCAUCCCAGAGCCAUCGACCUUGCAUGCAACUUACUGUUUCCUGAAUGCAUCCAUCAAGGACCUACAAAUCGCCCAUGCUACUCAGAUUGUGUGAAUAUUACAGCACACUGUAGAGACCUCUUUGAGCAGCACUCAAACAUGUCUUGGCCAGUGAACUGCAAAGACUUUACAGAUAAAGGGAGAACACCUGAUGGUUACUGCCAGGGAGCCACAGGAGCACUCAUGUUCAUCAUGCUGUGA